UGUCGCGGCUCUCUCCGCCGCACACGGCGGGCGGCAGAGGCGGCAGCGCCGCUCCCAGCGGGCGGCAGGGCGGGCGCGGAGCCCCCCAGCCCCGCCGCCGCCAUGGAGAAGCAGCCCGGCGGCGAGGACGAGUGCGUGGACUCGGGAGCGGAGACGGGCGGGUCUGAGUACAGUCGAAUGUCCUCUACCAGCAGUGAACUUUCUGUGGAAGGCAUACAAGACCCAUUCCUUGUUAGUGUUCAUAUUAUUACAGACCCAGGUGAAUCCAUGACUCUUCAGCAGGCCAUUGAUAAGCUUCUAGCCUGGAUCCAUCCAGACCUCCAGCUGUUUCGGGUCUCAGAAAGACGAGUGCCCAGGAAGCGCAGGAAGCCGCUCAAGGCUGGUGUUUCUCAGCCAGCCCUUGCUGUCAUUCUGUUCCUGCAGGAGGAGUAUGGAGAAGAACCCAUCUUGCAGCUCCAUGAAACUUUUCAGCGGCCACCUUGGCAUUACCACCACACAGAGAUAAUGCAUGGGAAAUUCCUCCCUUACAUGCCAUGCAGCCAAGACUUUUACACUUUGGCUCCAGAGACUCCUCUGUGGGCCAUUCGCCCAGUGCACUACGGGAAGGAGAUGAUCCGCUUCACCAUAUACUGCAGGAAUGAGAAUUUUGUGGACAUUUUGAAAUUGUAUGAGUUAAUACUGAAAAGACCAAUGUGUCAGAAAAAAGCAGACUUCUGUGUUUUUCCUGUCUAUUCUAACAUGGAAAUAGACAUUCAGUUUUCUUUAAAAAAACUCCCAAAGGGACAAGUUCCAGUGAGGACAGAGUCAGCCGUGCUGGAAUUCAGAGUAAAAGAUGUGGGGCAGCUUGUGCCUCUCUUACCCAACCCUUGCAGCCCCAUCAGUGAAGGCAGGUGGCAGACCGAAGACCAUGAUGGAAAUAGGAUCCUUUUGCAGCAAGCACACAGUUGGUGUAGGAAGUCUGCAAAGCAGAACAAGCAACCAUAUCCAUCUGUGUCAACAGAUUCCCACUUCACUACUCUGCCAGCCUUUCUUCCUCAGAGCCACCGAUCUGUCUCUGAACAGCCACAAGAAAUGGGUCAAAAAAAGGCCACAAAUGGCCUUGGUCAUUAUCUUGGUUUCUCCCAGCAGGACUUGAGACACGGUGAUCUAGAAGACUUCACACGCAGAUCCAGGAGUGCCUCCAGCAUUUCUUGGUCAUUUCAACGAAGCAAAUCUCUGUUCUGCUUGCCCACAGUGAACUCCUCUUCUGCAUCAGAGACAUUUCAUUUAAGUGAACCAUUUCAGUUUUUAAACACUGGGUCACCUGCAACCAGGUUAAAAACAUGGAAAUGCAGCCCCAAGCUUAACAUUGAUGACUUGGAGGGUGCCCAAGAGACUGAUGUGGACACAGGGAUGAAGCUGUCCUUCUCAGACCUGUCUGUGGUUUCUGCAUACUCUGCCCUUAAUGGAUUUUGCAGUGAGUUAGAAGACUCUCUUCCAUCACAGAAACAAACUGUCAGUAGGGCUAAACAGGCAGCCACCAGUGGAAGGCCUGUAUCAGCCAUGUGCAAUACUUUUGAGUCAGUUGAUGGUUCACUGCCUUCUCCGUCAGAAUGGUCUUCCAGCUCUUUCAUGUCAACAUCUUUCUCCAAGCAACACAAACAGCCCUUGAGAGCAGCUCCCUGUUCUCUGGAUGAUCAUGUUUGCCCAGCUUCACCAGUUAAUGAAGAAGAAUUUUACAUCUGA
This is a messenger RNA of Vidua chalybeata, 1725 nucleotides long. It is a transcript of the gene FAM124A, whose product is annotated as family with sequence similarity 124 member A. The transcript is spliced from 4 exons. The record is from RefSeq and is a predicted model, not a curated record. NCBI's taxonomy places the organism in Eukaryota, Metazoa, Chordata, Aves, Passeriformes, Viduidae. Bases 103 to 1725 code for a protein of 540 amino acids.